AUGAGCUCAGCAUCUCGAGUGGCGAUCGUGGGCGUCGGCGAAGUUGGUGGUGCCGUCGCUUACAACCUCACGUUAAAUUCCAUGGCGAGCGAGUUGCUCCUCGUCGACCUCGAUCCCAGUGUCAGAAACGCCCAGAUCGAAGACCUCAGCGAUGUCACUUACAGCACUAACAGCAGUACGCGAGUCCGUUCAGCCACGUACCAUGAGGCUGCUCAGUGCGAUCUCGUGGUCAUAACCGCUGCAUCAAAACACAUGCUUGGUCAGACGACCAUUGACUAUACGUCUCGGAAUACCUCAAUGUUACGUGGGGUGAUGGAGGCGAUGAAGCCCUUCCGAGCUGACACCGUCUUGCUCAUUGUCGCAGACCCAGUUGACCUACUGACAUCUCUCGCCAAACAGAUGUCGGGACUUCCUGAAUCUCAGGUAAUUGGCACUGGUACCGCUCUCGAUACUUACAGACUUCGAGGCAUGGUUGCCUCUCGUGCUCUGGUGUCCCCAUACACUGUAGAUGCAUUCGUCGUGGGCCGCCAUGGAGAAGAACAAGUAGUCGCCUGGUCCUCAGCAACUAUUGGCGCGGUCCCCAUCCAGGAUGUCAAAAUGCUGGAAGCUAGCGAUCGCAGUAGGAUCGAACUCAUCUGCAAGCAUCGAUCGAAUCUAAUCAUUCUGGGCAAAGGAUCUGCACCUUUCGGAAUAGCUUCAGUCGUUGCUAACUUGUGUUGUUCUGUUAUCCUCGACAAGCAUGAAAUAUACCCAGUCAGUUACUUCCAAGAGGAACAUGGUUGCUGUCUCAGCUUGCCAGCCGUCAUUGGGAGGAAAGGAAUCCUAAAUUCAGUUCCACUGGCGAUGAACGAAGAUGAGAGCGCUGCGGUAAAGUUGUCAGGGAAGCUAUUGAAAGCUAGUGUUGAGUCGAUUCAGAGAGACUGGUGGUGA
Molecule: messenger RNA, 930 nt
Organism: Fusarium pseudograminearum CS3096
Lineage: Eukaryota; Fungi; Ascomycota; Sordariomycetes; Hypocreales; Nectriaceae
Exons: 3
Coding region: 1-930 (309 amino acids)
Biological process (GO): carboxylic acid metabolic process
Molecular function (GO): oxidoreductase activity, acting on the CH-OH group of donors, NAD or NADP as acceptor
Source: RefSeq, a predicted model, not a curated record